GGGGGACGGGCGCAGGGCGGGGCGGCGCUGUCAGUGCAAGUAGCGAGCGGAAUGCAGCGGCCGGAGGCCUGGCCACGUCCUCACCCGGGGGAGGGGGCCUCGGCCGCCCAAGCCAGGGGCGCAACGCCGCCCACCCGAGCCACGGAACCGAGGUUUCAGGAACCUUCUCUCUACACCAUCAAGGCUGUCUUCAUCCUAGAUAAUGAUGGGCGAAGGCUGCUGGCUAAGUAUUAUGACGACACGUUUCCCUCCAUGAAGGAGCAGAUGGUUUUCGAGAAAAAUGUCUUCAACAAGACCAGCCGAGCUGAAAGUGAGAUCGCAUUUUUAGGGGGCAUGACCAUUGUCUACAAGAGCAGCAUUGACCUCCUCCUGUAUGUGGUGGGCUCCUCCUCGGAGAACGAGCUGAUGCUCAUGUCUGUUCUUGCCUGCCUGUUCGACUCUCUCAGCCACAUCUUAAGGAAGAACGUGGAGAAACGCUGGUUGCUGGAGAACAUGGAUGGAGCCUUCUUGGUGCUGGAUGAGAUUGUAGAUGGCGGUGUGAUUCUGGAGAGUGACCCCCAGCAAGUGAUCCAGAAAGUGAAUUUUAGGACUGAUGACACUGGCCUAACAGAACAGAGUGUGGCCCAGGUUCUUCAGUCAGCCAAGGAACAAAUUAAGUGGUCAUUACUGAAAUGAAGACCUUGGAGUAGAGACUCCUUCUCCAGAGAACCUUUUCCCAGUCUCUGCAAAAUCCCCGAGACCUCAAGGGGCAGGAGAGAUCUCUCUGCCUCCUCAGGCCUCUCCCAGAACUGAUCCCUGAGGUCUCCUGCCAGGGAUUCUGAGAAGCAAAAGUUUGGUCCCAGCUCUGUUAACCCUGCUCAGCACCCUGGCCUGCUCGUGGGGCCAUGGGAACAAGCAAAGAUUCCUUCCCUCCGACCUCGGUCUUUCUCAGCCCCAAGCCUUAAUAAACUUUCAUUUCUUGCCAAA
Mesocricetus auratus (golden hamster) is the source of this 966-nucleotide messenger RNA. It is a transcript of the gene Copz2, whose product is annotated as COPI coat complex subunit zeta 2. The transcript is spliced from 9 exons. The coding region runs from base 52 to 675 and encodes 207 amino acids. Gene Ontology annotation, biological process: retrograde vesicle-mediated transport, Golgi to endoplasmic reticulum; intra-Golgi vesicle-mediated transport; intracellular protein transport. The record is from RefSeq and is a predicted model, not a curated record. NCBI's taxonomy places the organism in Eukaryota, Metazoa, Chordata, Mammalia, Rodentia, Cricetidae. Gene Ontology annotation, cellular component: COPI vesicle coat.